AAGUUAGUAUCGCAUUAGCGCUCGUGGCGGUAAGACGUUACUUACGACGCUUCUCUAUCGAGUGUACUCGUAGUGUUGUGUUUUUUAUUUAAGUUUUAUUUUUCGAUUCUGUGGAUGUUGUGACAACUAAGAUUCUUUUUUUUUAUCAAAGAACCAGUAAUGUCCAGUAGCCACUAAACAAAAACAAGGAAAAUGGCUAGCGCCGGCGCUGUCCUCCUCGAGGCUCGGCCUUUCAGGCCUUUUAAGUCUUCUGAGGAGUACCUCUAUGCCAUGAAAGAAGAUUUGGCAGAAUGGCUGACGGUCUUAUACCCUGAACUGAGAAUUAACGCUGAUAACUUCCUGGACAGAUUGGACACAGGCGUCGCAUUGUGCAGGCACGCGAACGCAGUCCGGGAAUCAGCUAGACUCAUCCUCGACUCGCCGGUACCAGAAACAGAAGAUGCCGUGAUCCUCGCUAAAGCACUACGUAGCAGGCCACCAGUAAACAUGCUCCCAGCCGCCAAAGCUGGAACCUUCUUCGCCAGAGACAACCUAUCCAACUUUAUCGAUUGGUGCCGCAAAGCAUUGGGUAUCCUCGAGUGUCUCCUAUUUGAAACUGAUGAUUUAUGUCUCCGGAAGAACGAGAAGCACGUUGUCUUAUGUCUUCUAGAAGUGGCCAGAAAGGGAGCAGUUCUUGGCAUGCCAGCUCCGUUACUUGUGCAAAUGGAGAAGCAAAUUGAGAGGGAAUUGGCUGGGGAAGAACUGAGACCAGAUGAUUCCGCACUUGGCUUAGUUCCCUCUGGACCUCAGCCACAAUUGGUUACGAACGAUUUGAGGAGUUUGGACGAGAGGGUCAGAGAUUUGGUAGAGAGGUGCUCUUGUCCCACUCAGUUCCCGAUGGUGAGAGUUUCGGAAGGAAAAUACAGAAUCGGCGAUACUAGGAUGUUGAUCUUCGUCAGAAUUCUCCGUUCCCACGUCAUGGUCCGCGUCGGAGGUGGCUGGGAUACUCUCGCUCACUAUCUGGACAAACAUGAUCCUUGCCGUUGCAAGGCUCAACAUCGCUCCUCUCUCUCUGCUCGACUCGCUCGUCCAAAACACGACCUAUCUGGCGCUACCGUUACCUACGAACGACCAGACCCUGGACCCACCUCCCUCCCAUACAAAGAUUAUAAGGACACCAAUAACUACGAACCAAUGUCCUUGCCAUAUUCAUCUCCUAAGGUCUACAACGAUGCCCCAAAAUCUGGACAAUAUUUAUCCAAUAAUAAGUUGGAUGCUCCAACGAGUUUUCCGUAUUUGGGAGAUAUGGACAGAGCUUUAUCUCCCAGCAGAAAGAACCUCGCUGCCAGGAACAGUAGCCCAGGAAGACACUCUUCAUCACCUGAUCGUAGAACCAAGAUCGUUGCAUCCAACCACUUGGUACCGACUCCUCACGCUAUUAGGAAUAAGAGUCCAAGGCCGGUCUCUCCUGCUCCAGCUACUGAAAGUGCUUCAGAUAAUGGAUCAGAGGUUUCUGAUGAGGGGUACAGGAGUUUGGGAGUGGUAGCUGGGUCCACUCAAGGGUCGCCAUCUACAAAAACGACGAACAGAUAUUCGCUACACAGUCAAAAUUCCAUGGACGACGCUGAUUUUAGUGAGCGUCUCGACCACGACGACGGCUGUCACGUAGACAAAAGCGAUCGCGUUGACGACUAUGUAAGCUUGAAUACGGGCCUACGAAAAACAGACUUCUCAGACACAUUCUACGGCAGCAGGAAGAACAGCUCCGAAGAGAAGUCAAACCGCACGAGCCCUGAGUGUAUCAUUGUACACGAAAAUAACGACUCCCCAAGUAAAAGCCUCCGGCCAACGCGAGAAGCCUCAGAGUCACCUGUCAAAACUAUUAGAAGUAGGCAGGCCAGCAGAAUCCCACACUCGCCCGUCAGGAACCGAACGCCGAGUAGAGGUAACACACCGAGUCCUAAACAUACAGCGAACCCACAAUCUUCACCAAAGUUGGCGCCAAAGUUGCCGCCAACAGCUCGUAAUACUUGGGGAGGAAGAACUGCUCCUAACCAGACGAAAACUAAAUCUAGGCCAACUAUUGGUGCUGAUACGUUUGAAAACCCGAACAAGUCGCCCAAAGCUAAGCCGAAACCCCAAAAUGAGGCUUUUAAAAGAAAUUCACCGCUCAGAGCUAGCAGCGCGACAUUGAGGUCGCCUAGUAACCAAAAAGCUUUGAGCCCACUCUUGGAACAAAUAUUAAGAUCUGCAGAGACAGCGAAAGAUGACGCUACAGUCCUGGAGAAGAUGAAGGAGAUCAUCAGGACAUACUCGAAGGGAGAAGAUUCUCUAUCAAGGACUAGUUCCAAAGAUUCAGACUACGCUGAUUUCACAUCGGCUUGGGUCAUGUCAGAUGGUAAACUCGAAAGAUCUACUAGUACUAGACAGUUAGCCGCACCUAGGAAAGAUCCCAGGAAUGGCGCAUCCAGGAUACCAGCUCCCGUUUCCAUAGGCUGCCGGCGGUCCACAUCCACAUCUCAGUUCCAAUGACCUGAGUAAUAAAAUCAGGAAUGAAAAGACUGAUGAGCCGGACGGUUCGAAUCGAGAGUGAAUUCGCGAGUUAGUGAUUUUGGAUAUUUUUAGGAAAGUGUUUGUAAUCGAACGGCUUAGAGGCAAAAAGCGUUGGCUUAAGUGUCAAGUGACACCUAUAUCUCUACCAUAUCUAUAAAAGUAGACGUUUUUAGUACGUUUAUAUUAUAUUAGAUUUAUAAAAAUCAAAUUUCAUUGUCAUUAUUAACUUUAUAAAUUUAAUUAAUAAUGUAUUAACAUACAAAUUUAAAUUGUAGAAUUGACAUUUGAAGUUUAAAUAUUAAAAUGACAAUGUAUGAAAAGACGAUGGCAGCGCUCCUUUUGUUUGAUACAAAAUAAAAAUAAAAAUUACUUUUAAUAAUAAUUAAUUAUAUUAUUAUUACUAAUCGUAGAAUAAAAAAAAAUUCUGACAAAUUGUCAAUUGGAGAGCUGUCAAAUGAAAAUUAAAAAAUAGAUGGUGCUAAUUAAUAAUUGAAUGUUUAGUUGUACGUUAUAUUAUUUUUAACUUACGAAACACGAUUGAAAAUUAAGUUAAGUUUACCCGAGAUGUUUAAUCUUUAAUAGUAUUACUCGACAAGUUAAUAUUAUAUGUAGUUCUUAAACAUUUCUACGUUAUGACAAGUUAUUUUUUAAGUUUAUUUUUUUAAUACCGGCUAUCAGGUAUAGCAUUUAGAAAAUCAAAUAGUGCCGGGUCUUUUGGCAAUUUUUUUCUUUUCAGUAAUCUCAUUUCUAAAGUAGGAUGUAAAGGAUUUGAGCUUAUAAUUGCACGAUAAAAAAUCACCAAUAAGCAAUCGAUAGAUUAUAAAGUAGAGUAAUUAAAAAAAAUUCGAACAAUAAUCACGUCAUCUCAUACCUCACGUAGUUUAGAUAAAUAUAGGUACAAAAUAUUUUUUUACGAUCUUAAUAAAUAAAUGUCAUACAAUAAA
Messenger RNA from Melitaea cinxia (Glanville fritillary), 3476 nucleotides. It is a transcript of the gene pigs, whose product is annotated as GAS2-like protein pickled eggs. Gene Ontology annotation, molecular function: actin filament binding; cytoskeletal adaptor activity; microtubule binding. The record is from RefSeq and is a predicted model, not a curated record. Gene Ontology annotation, cellular component: cytoplasm; stress fiber; microtubule plus-end. Gene Ontology annotation, biological process: microtubule bundle formation; actin crosslink formation; regulation of microtubule polymerization or depolymerization. Bases 193 to 2511 code for a protein of 772 amino acids. The transcript has 5 exons. NCBI's taxonomy places the organism in Eukaryota, Metazoa, Arthropoda, Insecta, Lepidoptera, Nymphalidae.